This is a messenger RNA of Oryctolagus cuniculus (rabbit), 4074 nucleotides long. RefSeq names its product insulin like growth factor 2 mRNA binding protein 3 (gene IGF2BP3). Gene Ontology annotation, molecular function: RNA binding. The record is from RefSeq and is a predicted model, not a curated record. NCBI's taxonomy places the organism in Eukaryota, Metazoa, Chordata, Mammalia, Lagomorpha, Leporidae.
CCUCCUCCUCCUCCUCCUCGGAGUUGGGAAGACUCGUGGAUGCGCCCGGGCUGGGGCUGGGCUUUCUCUCUCCUCGCUCUCGGUUGCAGCGCCCGGGAAGGGGCACCCCGCGCCCCCCGGACCCGGGCUCGGCGCGCGCGGACCUGCGGGACCUGGCCCUCGCCGCUGCCGUGUUUUUCAUUUUUUCGUCCCCCCACCCCACCCCGCGCUGUGUUCCUGUUUCCGAGCCGCCCCCUUUCGCGAUGAACAAACUGUACAUCGGGAACCUGGGCGAGGACGCGGCGCCCGCGGACCUCGAAAGUAUCUUCAAGGACGCCCAGAUCCCGGUGUCGGGGCCCUUCCUGGUGAAGGCGGGCUACGCCUUCGUGGACUGCCCGGACGACGGCUGGGCCCUCAAGGCCAUCGAGGCGCUCUCAGGUAAAACGGAACUGCACGGGAAGCCCAUCGAAGUUGAGCACUCGGUCCCAAAACGGCAGAGGAUUCGGAAACUUCAGAUACGAAAUAUCCCGCCUCACUUACAGUGGGAGGUGCUGGAUAGUUUACUAGUCCAGUAUGGAGUGGUGGAGAGCUGUGAGCAAGUGAACACUGACUCGGAAACUGCAGUCGUAAAUGUAACCUAUUCCAGUAAGGACCAAGCUAGACAAGCCUUGGACAAACUGAAUGGCUUCCAGCUGGAGAACUUCACCUUGAAAGUAGCCUACAUCCCCGAUGAGAUGGCCACGCCACAGAACCUCCUGCAGCAGCCGCGAGGCCGCCGGGGACUUGGUCAGAGGGGCUCAUCCAGGCAGGGGUCCCCGGGAUCAGCGUCCAAACAGAAACCCUGCGACCUGCCCCUACGCCUGCUGGUGCCUACCCAGUUUGUUGGAGCCAUCAUAGGAAAAGAAGGCGCCACCAUUCGGAACAUCACCAAGCAGACCCAGUCUAAAAUUGACGUGCACCGCAAGGAGAACGCGGGGGCCGCCGAGAAGUCCAUCACGAUCCUCUCCACCCCCGAGGGCACCUCUGCGGCUUGCAAGUCGAUUCUGGAGAUCAUGCAUAAGGAAGCUCAAGACACAAAAUUCACAGAAGAGAUCCCCUUGAAGAUUUUAGCCCAUAAUAACUUUGUAGGCCGUCUUAUUGGUAAAGAAGGAAGAAACCUUAAAAAAAUUGAGCAAGACACAGACACUAAAAUUACAAUAUCUCCAUUGCAGGAACUGACGCUGUACAACCCGGAACGCACCAUCACAGUCAAAGGCAGCGUGGAGACGUGUGCCAAAGCCGAGGAGGAGAUCAUGAAGAAAAUCAGGGAGUCCUACGAAAACGACAUCGCCUCCAUGAACCUGCAAGCACAUUUAAUCCCGGGCCUGAAUCUGAACGCCUUGGGUCUGUUCCCGCCCACGCCAGGGAUGCCGCCGCCCACCCCUGGGCCCCCGUCCGCCAUGGCGCCGCCCUACCCGCCCCUGGAGCAGUCGGAGACGGAGACGGUGCAUCUGUUCAUCCCCGCGCUCUCGGUGGGCGCCAUCAUCGGCAAGCAGGGCCAGCACAUCAAACAGCUUUCUCGCUUUGCAGGAGCCUCCAUUAAGAUCGCUCCCGCCGAGGCCCCAGAUGCUAAGGUACGGAUGGUGAUUAUCACGGGACCUCCGGAGGCGCAGUUCAAGGCUCAGGGAAGAAUUUAUGGAAAAAUUAAAGAGGAAAACUUUGUUAGCCCUAAAGAAGAGGUGAAACUUGAAGCUCAUAUCAGAGUGCCGUCCUUUGCUGCUGGCAGAGUGAUUGGAAAAGGAGGCAAAACGGUGAAUGAGCUCCAGAAUUUGUCAAGUGCGGAAGUAGUUGUACCUCGUGACCAGACGCCUGAUGAGAAUGACCAAGUGGUUGUCAAGAUAACUGGUCACUUCUACGCUUGCCAGGUUGCCCAGAGGAAAAUUCAGGAAAUUCUGACUCAGGUAAAGCAGCACCACCAGCAGAAGGCGCUGCAGAGUGGACCAUCCCAGGCAAGGAGGAAGUGACGGCUCGGGAAGCAGCCCAGCACAGAGGCAGAUGCCAAACCAAAGACAGAUCGCCUAACCACAGCCGGGCACGGACCCGCUCCAGAACCACAUGCACAAGUUUGUACCCAGCCAGUUGUUUCUGAGGACCAGGCAACUUUUGAACUCCUGUCUCUGUGAGAAUGUAUACUUUAUGCUCUCUGAAAUGUAUGACACCCAGCUUUAAAAAAAAGAAAAUGGGGGUGGGAUGGGAGAGAAGAGCUCUGCACUUCCCUGUGUGUGUAGCCUCAUGUUGUAACAGACAUUCUAAGUUUUCCUGAUAGUCCGCUAGAGUGCCAGGAAUUGGCUUAAUGGUGCAUCACUAAAUUCAUCAGAUAAAUUUUAAAAAUAGAUUGCUCCUAAAUCCAACUGCUAAAAUUGGAUUGGAAUAGAAUUAUCACAGGAACUUAAAUGUUAAGCCAUUAGCAUAGAAAAAACUGUUCUCAGUUUUAUUUUUAUCUAACACUAACAAGAAUAACGUAAGGGAAGUGCUGAAUGGUGUUGGCAGGGGUAUUAAAUGUGCAUUUUUACUCAACUACCUCAGGUAUCCAGUAAUACAAUGAAAAGCAAAAUUGUUUCUUCUUUUGAAAAUUUUAUAUACUUCAUAAUGCUAAGUCCAACUGUUUUUUAUGAAAUUUAAAAUUUAACAGCUAACAGGAAAAUAAUUGAGCAAAGACUUACUUCUUGCUGGUGACAGUAAUGCUGGAAAAUUUCAGGUUUUUUGAGGCUUUUGACAGUUACUAGUUGGAAAAUCCAAUAAAUGUUCAAAGAUACAGAGCAGUGCCUAUAUUUGGAGAGCAGCAAUACCAUUUCUUGUUUCAUUUAGAGCUGGGAAGUUUCUGAUGGUACUCACGAGGUGGUGGCAGGAGGCUUUGGGACGGCUGGUUUAAAUGGCUUCAGAAGACUUCAGGUUUUGUUUAGCUACGUGACUGAAUGCAUUAACGCUCUGUGCUUUUCACUACCACUGCCUUAUGGUGACCGCUGAGAGAAGCAGGACCUUACGCCGACUGGCAGAGGCAGGGCUCAGCUUGUCUGAAAGGAUGUACACCUGCUGGUCUACACCUGGAGAAGGUCAAGGGCGUAGUCAGAGAUGGUGUGACAGUGUCUAGAAGGCUGCAGAGGGCUAUGUCUCCGUACGCCCUGGCACUGUCUUGAGCCUCACUAAGGUGUUUUGAAGAUUUUUUAAGCAAUGAUUUAGAAAGUGAAAGUCCACCUAAAUAUUACAUAAAAUGUAGCAGGAUUUCUAUAUACUCUGCAAGUUAUUUGAAAAUAAGUCAAAAGGUAGAGAAUACAAGAAAACGGUUUUUGGAAUGUAACUGAAUGACUGUGAAAACUCGACCUCUGAUACUGAACUCAUCUGCCCAUUCCUUAAUGGCAGAGCCCAGGACGUACAAUGGUGUGGGUGUGGGUGGUCUUGAAGGCCACACUGCUCUCUGAAUUUUUUUUUUUUUUUGCUUUUGUUCAUAAGAUGAUCACAGUCAUAUUAUACUGAUGGGCAUAUGUAAUGCUUUAGAAAUCAUUUGCCUCAUUCAUACUCAAGAUGAAUUUCUACAGACUAGAUAUUUUCUGAAGAUCAGCGUAUCAGUUAGACACUUGGAAAAUUAUUUGAAAUGUUUUCCUAAAUAAUUUCAGAAAACCAGUUUAUUUUGUAGUGUUAGCCAAAAAGUGCCCUUUUUGUCAAUAAAUUCACCUUGCAUUCAUAAUUUUCAUACAAUGAAUGAAAAAUUGCUAAAAAAAAAUCAUGGACUGGCUUACUGGUUGGAUUUCAGAGAAGAUGUUGAAGUCCAGAGCUGUUCCUCAACAUUUGAUUUUUCCAAUAUUUGAUUUUUUUUUUUUUAAAUACAGAUAGGUGCUGGUUUAAAUUCUGUCAUGUUUCACUUCUAGUCUUUUAGUGUGGCAAAUCAUUUUAUUUUCACUUAAGCAUUGAUAAUUUGGAGUAUGUGGUACUAGCUAAGAAGUAAUUCUGUGAUUAUUUUGUACUCACUGUACAUGGAUCAUUUCUCAUCUAUAAUGUGCCCCAAACGCAGCUUCAUUUUCCAGAUACCUUGAUGCAGAAUAAAGGUUUUCAUCAUUA